CCGUGUCUCUAGUCGCGGUCUCAUUCGACAAUCCUCCCUUCACCUCAGUCACCACACGCGACGCACAGCACAUUUAUGAUUAUUGCAGUUGUCGCUUCUAACUGAUGACACUGGUUUAUCAUUAUUGACGCCAAUUCCUGACCCUCCUCAAAAAAAUUCCCCCCUCCGUCUGUCUCUCCCGGACAAUCAAAUAUAACUACUCGAAUCGUAGAAUUGCAAUUCGAUAUAAGUGCUUAGUUCGUCUUUAUUUGUAUGGUGAUUUUCUAGUUGAAAAUUAACUUUAUUUCGAGAAAGCGACUCUAAGAGCUAGUUUUGUUUACGUUUCCCCGGCGCCACCUCGCGGUAAGUGUGUGAUACACUCGAGUUUACCGCUGUUUUGAGGUUAUGUUUCCCAUCUCGAGCGGGGAACAUCGAUAGUCUUUGCGCGUUAUUUACGUCAUUACGUCGCGACGAUGACAUAUCCUUUGUUUUGGUACCCCCUGUUGAAUGCUUCAUAAACGAGUCGUAAAUUUAUUUAUAAUGACCCAGCUAAUCGGCCGAUCCUCUACACCACCGUGGGUCCAGCGGGAUAAGCUCAGACGGGCGUGUUUUUGUCGGACACCUGUUCGAGCAGUAAAUUGCGGAGUUUAAAGUGUUUGUUGGAAGUGAAAUGUGAAUCGUCGCGAUGUAACAAGUGAUAUUGCCGAGAAUGGAGGCUGAUCUGAUCUGAUAGCCGCCUUAAUGCGAGUGAUUUCUGGUGAUAGCGUUAUUUUUAUAUUUAGCCGUUUUAUAAGAUCGACAAUAACAGUGAUAACGGAGUGUCGUACAUGUGCUAUGUGCUAGAUAAGUACUGUAGUCGACACUGGUGUUAAGUGUGCUGAUAAGAUUAUAUUGCUACUGAACUCACAUCUCCUCGUUCGGUCAUACCGAGUGGAUUAAAACCGCCUAUUGCGGCCAUUUCGGUGCUAUUAAAAUUGAUUUUAGUUUUUAAUUACUGUUACGAUAUAUUUUUACUAUAAAUAUUUUACUAUAAAAUAUUCUCAUUCGUAAACUCGAUUUAAAUAAUUAUUUUUUGUUAGUAAACGAUUUAUAUUUAAAACGUUAAAAACAAUGUGAUUAAAUUAAUUUUAAAAUGGAAGAAUAUUAUGACUGCGAACCUUUGAAUUUAGUUAAGAAAAAGCCUAAACCGGUGGCAGUAGUCGCACCGUCGUCAGUGGUAGAUCCCGGGGACGGGGAUGGAAAGGGGGCGGAGUCCGAGGACGAUGAGAUCAAGGUGGAAGUGGAGGACCUCAGUGUCGGCAAAAAGUCGCGUGACGAGGGAGUGGACAACAAGGAGGAAGGUGAAGGAAAGCUCGUAGAAGACUUGAAUAAAAACUAUUGGGACAAGGCCGGGAUGGGAUACCGACGGACGGGCGAGAGAGGGUAUCCGAUGAUAGAGUCGAACUUUCUGACGGCGCUGUACAUGAGGAGUUUAGUGUCGUCGGGAGUGUUGCCGCCGUACCCGGGGUACCCGGUAUACCCGCAGUACCCGGACACGCAGUUCUCGCCUAUGUGGGCGCAGCAGAGGUUCUGGCAGAUGGUGCAGACCCAGACUCAGACCUCCGCUACUACAGACAGCCUCAGUAUCACCGUCCCUCGGCCCGCCACGGCACCUACACCGGCGUCACCCACCUCCACCUCCACCUCUACUGACGAGAAGAUGCCCGUCAAGAGGACCAAGCAGAAACGGUCUUCUUCCAUGGACCACAAGAACUCACUCAAUGAUGGCAAAUCUCAGGACUCAGGCCACACAAGUAAUAACCAAGACAAAAAGAAGCCUCACAUUAAGAAGCCUCUGAAUGCGUUCAUGUUGUACAUGAAGGAGAUGAGAGCGAAGGUGGUGGCGGAGUGUACACUCAAGGAGAGUGCAGCUAUCAACCAGAUCCUCGGUAGAAGAUGGCAUUCGUUAACGCGUGAGGAGCAGGCCAAGUAUUACGAGAAGGCGCGGCAGGAGAGACAACUGCACAUGGAAUUGUAUCCGGGCUGGAGCGCCCGCGACAAUUACGGCUAUGGAGCGAAGAAGAAGAAGCGAAAGAAAGAGCGAGUUCCCAUCUCGGAUUCAGGAGGUAACUCAAUGAAGAAAUGCAGAGCGAGGUAUGGUCUGGACCAGCAGAGCCAGUGGUGUAAGCCGUGCAGACGUAAGAAGAAGUGCAUCCGGUACAUGGAGUGUGGUGACGAUGGUAACCAGUCGGAGGACAACCUGGGGAGCUGCGGGAGUGUGGGCGAAGCAACGACGCCUCCUGACGAUGACACAGAGAGCUUCCAACAGAGUGUGAGCUCGCCUGGCGGCCUGAGCGGCCUCAGCAGUCUCACCUCUCCCUCCAUGAUCCUACCUUCCCCUUCGGCUAGUCUAGCGUCCCCCAGCGUAUCUCUGGCCUCCCCCUGCGGCCUAAGUCUGCAAUCACCUCUCACACCUCAUCAGCUGGACUCACCUGCCCCUUGUCUGCCGCUACUCAUCAACCAUCUUGCACCACCCCCCCGCAACCCUGUCGGGACCAACCCCCAUGACAUCAACAACCCGCUCAGUGUUAACCAGCUCACAGGCAAGUGUAUAAAGAACUCUCCUUCGACGUCAUCUGCUCCGUCGAGCAAGGACUCGGGUUCAAGCAGAGCCGUCAUUAGUGUCACGUAGCGUUCGGAAAAAGAACGGUAAUCCUAUCGGCGACCCGUUCUCGAAUAAACUGAAAAGCGAGUAGCGUAGUCGAACCGGAGCUGCGAAUUUCUAGUUGGCGGAGAAGUGAGAACAUCUAGUCGGAGAAGAAUCAUGUUCCCUCCGCUAACGACAGAAACAGUUUUUUCAGCUGUUGAUUGACGACAAUCUUACGCUUUGUUACUUCGAAGAGUUUUGUCGUCAGACAUAUAAUUUAACAUUCCUUUAAAAAAUUCGCAGUCGCCGGUUCUGAGUCAGUACUGUACCUAAUUUGAGUACUGAUGUAUCGAUGCCCUUCUUCUGUCCAGGAAUCAUUUGUUUUGGGGAAGAACAAUCAUUAAUCCUAUAAGUAAUUAUUUUUCCAUUAGAAAAUACCUAUUUUACUAUUAAGUUUAAAUUUUGGUGUAUGGUGAAUCAUAUCAAGUAAAAUCCUUUAACAUUAAAAAAAUUUCACGGCCGUAACUAUAUUUAAAAAUAUAGUAUUGAAAGCCCUCAAAACUUUUAAAUUAACCUUAAAAUAUUUUUGUACACCUGUUGGGUUUACAAUCAAGGCGGUAAAUUCAAUGAGUGACUACUAACUUAGAGUUAGUUAAUUGAAAUAACAUUUAAAAUGUAAUUCAACCGUCUCAAUCUAACACAUGAUUCUCGGACAUAGAUGUGGCUUGUCGCUGCAUAAGCUCAUUGUAAAAUACAAACUGUGUGAUAGUACGAAUGGAAGUGGUGUAGUUUUAUCGGUGUUAAAAAGUGUUGAGUGUUUCAGUAUAGUUAAACACUUUUAAACCUAAAAAUUACCUUUUUUUACUUUAACUGAUUGACCUUAUUGAGAUCCAACCUACAAGAAUACUCAGGAUUAUAUAUUAAUUAAUGUUUUCUAAUUUUAUGCAAAAUUAUUGUGUUUUAUGUGUAUACCAUCCUAGUUUCUGUGCUCAUCCUAGAGAUCUCUCGACGAGUAUUUAAGUUCCUGUAAGUUAACAUAAUUUGUCUAUAAUAGAUACAAAUAGUCAAAAUAUUUAUAAAAACGUAUGACAAGGAUUUAAUAUCAAAUCCUGGGAGUAUUAAACAUUUAUUGUUACUCAUAAGCAAUUCACUGCUUACUGUAGUCUUAUUGAUAGCUUUUAAACCCUUAAGGAUCCUUUCUUACCAAACAAUUACUGUUUUGUGAUUAGUAUCCGAAAAUAUUAGCUUGCUGAAUUCAUAAAACUUAUGAAGAAUAACAUAUGAAGACUAAUCUAUUGGAUUACCAAUGUUAAUUCUAUGGGAGAUGUAAUCUAAUCACAUGUUCAACAUCACAUUCAUAUUUAUGGUGAAGUAAAUAAUAAGAUGCUGUGUAAGAAAACAAUUUCACAUUGAUACAAGUUAUUAACAAGGAAUUGAAUUCAAAUCAAUCCAAAAUGUAUGCAUUAAAAGAUUUAUACUAAAAGAUAAUUGAGUAUUUCCAGGUUUUGAUAUAAAAAUGUCAUGAAUAGGUCUUCAUUUUAUAGUUACUAUACUGGAACCCAUUUAUUUUUGAUUUGGCAGUUAUUAUCAAUUUUGAUCUCCCACCAUAUCUGGGCCUCACAACCAAGCCUUUCAUCCUGAUGUUUUCUUAAAUGAUCAUAGGAAUUUAAAUAUUUUAUUGAUAUAUUUAAAAAUAUAUAUUUUGUUCUAUAAUUUGUAUUUUAUAGUACAUAAUCUGUCACAAUGCACUUAAUGAUAUACCGACAAAAAAAACUGGUAUGGCAACUGAUUUCUUUAAAAAACCCAUUGACUUUUUAAAAAUCUCUUUAUGUCUAUAAAAAUCCAUGUGUAUUUUUAGUCUUUAUUAUUAUUGUAUUCUUUGAAUUUUACUAGCAAUUAACAAGAAUCAUAAAUUAUUAUAAUUGAACUUCAAAUUUUGUAAAAACUUUGAACUAGCAAGAACCCUAUGGAAUGUGAGGCCUGAUGUGAAUCAAUGUAAACUCAAAUUAUUUCUAAUCUAGCAAACAAGUUUUGAUAUGUUUUUUGGGGAAUUGUGUAAUAAUUAGUUGUAUAAUUUUACCUAUGUACAAAAUGGAUUAGAGUAUGUUCAUGUGAUUGUAUAAUUUAUAAUAAAUACACAUUUCUCGUUUAUAAUAAAAUCUCACCUGUUAUUGUGCAAUAUUUGUUUGUUAGUUUUUGCUUCAGUAAUAAACAUACCAAACCUCAAUUUUUCUGGUUAUUAUUUUUUCAAUCCAUUUGUGUAUACUGUAAUUAAAAAAAAAUAAUUAUGUUAUGUUAAACAUUAAAAUUCAGUCCAACAAUCAAUAAACACAGGAACACAUAGAACAUAUUCUAGCUAAUCAAAAAUAUGUUGUUUUGUUGUUUUUGUUACUAUAUUAAGUAAACCAUUUAUUAAUCCUAACUUAAAAUGUUGUUGCUAUCAUUUAAGCCAUGUGAUUUAUGUCAAGUUUUGACUCAGUUGUGUUAUGCUCACUAAAUAAUAUCGACGUAAGCCAUUGUUACUUUUUUAUACUCUAUGUCAGAUGCUCUUCAAGUCGUGCUAUACGUGUCAUCAUUAUUUUUGUAUUUUUCCCAAAUAUAUUAUGUAAUUAAUGUAGAAAUGUAUAGGAUUAAUUUUUUAAAUGUGUUUUAAAACGAAGUGCCAAGAUGUUCUGUUAGCGAUAGACUCAUUUUGUAUCGGCCGAAAAGGAGUACAGUACGCAGCUUUUCAUUUAGUCGAUCUACUUAAUUUGUGAUACUUUACCAUCAAGACGAUUCCCCUUGUAAGAUUUCCACCGAAUGUCAUUUGGCGUGUUCUUUAUAUUUUUAUAGUGUAUAUUUGUGUAUUUAUCUACGAUGAAGCAUUGGUUUUGUAGUUUGUAUCGGAGAUCGUGGUUCCUCAGAACCCGUCUUCUCGGCGAUCGUUCAAGUCGAGUCGUCUAGCAAAAGAAAUUAAAUUUUAUCUAUCGAUUAUGUAUCAAUGUACUUAUUUGUUAAUAUGUUUCUAUAGUGUAAAUAGAUCUCUUUGGAAAUCAGACUGGAAAACCAAUUGCUAAAAGCUUUAUUCUAAGCUGGUGUAUUUAUAAAAUCUAUUUGUUUAAUACCUGUGUUAAAAGUGAGAUUCGUUUAUUUUACAAAUUAUUUAAAUAAAUUUUUAUACAAUUUAGGCUUUAUAGUUGACAGUUGUAAUAGAAUUGACUGUACCCGUGUGUAAUUACAGUCAGCCAUUUUGUUGGUGUUUUUGUUAUUUACAUUUAGGAAUGAAAUUUACUGUAAGUCUUGUCUAAUUCAUUAUCUUUUUAUGUAUAAAUCUAUAUUAUGGAAAAGAACAUUCUAGCCAUACUUAGUGUUGUCAAUCUUCCUGUAUUAUAGACGACCUCUGACUUCUGUUCAUUUGUUGUACCGUUCGUAAACAGCAAUGUCCAUGUUUUGUUCCUGGCUCUUUUUAUUUGCAACAGGAAUCCUCAGUAACCCAAUAUUUAUUAUACAUCGAACCGACAUAGUGAAGCAAUAGAACCAUAAUAAAGAUGUAUUGAUAUUGAU
This is a messenger RNA of Macrosteles quadrilineatus (aster leafhopper), 6148 nucleotides long. RefSeq names its product protein pangolin, isoforms A/H/I/S-like. The transcript has 6 exons. Gene Ontology annotation, molecular function: RNA polymerase II cis-regulatory region sequence-specific DNA binding; DNA-binding transcription factor activity, RNA polymerase II-specific. NCBI's taxonomy places the organism in Eukaryota, Metazoa, Arthropoda, Insecta, Hemiptera, Cicadellidae. Gene Ontology annotation, biological process: canonical Wnt signaling pathway; regulation of transcription by RNA polymerase II. The record is from RefSeq and is a predicted model, not a curated record. Gene Ontology annotation, cellular component: beta-catenin-TCF complex. Bases 1112 to 2650 code for a protein of 512 amino acids.